CACAUACAAGUUACAUCCACACUACUCCUGCGCGUAGUCGGCCGCCGCCUCCUGGACGGCCUCGUUGAGGUCCGCGAGCGCGUCGAUAUCGCCCUCCGCGGCGCCCAGGCGCCGCCUGAACGUCGCCUGGGCCCCCGCGUCCAGGCGGCCGAUGUGCGCCCGGAUCUCGUCGGCGAUCUGGUCCGGGCCCCAGCCGUUUUGAUCCGGCGCCGACGCCGUGGCGCGCGGCGAGUCCCAGGGCGACGCCGCCCCGCGGCGCGCCCGCUCCACCUCCACCCAGCUCCCGCCGGCCGCCGCGACGUCGACGCCGGCUUCGAGGUCAUCCCGUGGCGUAUCACGCGCCUCGCGCCGCCUUCUUCUCCUCUCCUUCCGCUCCUGCCUCUCCCGGCGCUGCUUCGACGCUCGCUUGAGCGGCGGGAUGCCCGUCAGCGUCGCGCGCGCCGCCGGCGAGUCCCAGGCCUCGCGCUCCCGCACGUCGUAGGUGCCCGUCCGGUACAAAUGCUUGAGGCCGUCCCAGUCGAGCGCGACGCCUCGAGCUUCCACGUCGUACAUGCGCCGGCCCCGGCUCCGCAUCACGAUGAUGAUGCCCAUGAGGAAGACCAGGGCCGAGGCGAAGCCGUAGAGGAGGUAGAGGUCGGCCUCGCUCGGGCCUCUUCUGGGCAUUUUGCCUCUUUGUGUGUGGGCUGCCCCUGGCCCAGCUUCCGGCGUCUCACUCGCAGCGUCCGAGCGUGUCUUUUCGUCCUUUGUUUUUCUUUGUUUGCUUUGUGUGCAGGCUGCCCAAGCUUCGUGGGCAGCGUAACUAGCGGCCUGUAA
Messenger RNA from Pelagomonas calceolata, 813 nucleotides. Lineage: Eukaryota; Pelagophyceae; Pelagomonadales; Pelagomonadaceae. The record is from the annotation of a GenBank genome assembly.